AUGCCGCCUUUUAAUCCAGUUAGAUUUUUAAACCUACCGAUUGAUAUCAGAAAGGAGGUCUAUUUUCACCUAGAUGGAGACUUCUGCGGAGCGCAUCCAUGUCCAAUAGAUAUAUUAUACACAUCCAAUAAUGUCGAGCUUCCAGAAAAGCCUGGUUAUAAAAGGUCCAAGAGAUCUAAGAAACUGCUGAAGUACAUGUACCCUGUUUUUUCUUCGUAUUUAAACAUUUUCGAAUACUCGCCACAACUCAUUGAAAAAUGGCUUGAAUAUGCGUUUUGGUUACGCUAUGAUUCCCUAGUUUUGGACUGUUUGAAAGUAAAUCAUCUUUAUGAUGGGUUACUUAUUGGUGCAUUAGAAUGGACGUAUCUCGACAAUGAGCUCCGGCUCGCCUAUUUUAAUAAGGACAGUAUGCUGGAAGUCUGGUAUUCUUUCAAAGAAUAUAAAAAAUGGGUGAUAGACUGUGCUGCCUAUGAUGAAUUUGCUUCGACCGAUGUAAGCAACAUUCAAUUGAAUAUUGAUAAUUCAACCUCACAGCUAGUUGAUAAGUGCUUAUUGAUAUUAGAACAAAAAGAUUUGUUUGCAACGGUCAGAGAAUUACAAUUUGGACAAGAUGAAGAAGUAGGAGGAGAAGAAGACGCUGAUGAUUGUGAGGCUGAUUCUGACGAAAAAAUAAAAUCUAAAUCCACGACGACAAACAAGAAAAGGCCAGCUUCCAAAAGCUCGUACUCAGAUAAUGACCGCGUGACAGGAAAGCGAAAUCAGUUAACAAAUAUGUCCGUUAUCAGGACAAUCAAAAGUAUGGAGCCAAUGAAAGGCUUGCGAAAGCUUACUGUACGAGGGGAGAAAUUAUAUGAGCUGUUAAUAAAUUUUCAUGGGUUCAGAGAAAACCCAGGUAAAACGAUUAGUUACAUAGUGAAACGCAGAAUCAUUGAAAUACAACUGUCACGAAUGGAUCAGAUUUCCCGGACAGGAUUGGCUGAUUUGACGAGAUGGGACAACCUGCAAACGCUCGUAUUAAGUAGAAUAGCUUAUGUCGAUUUGAAUAAUGUUGUAUUUCCCAAGAACUUUAAAUCUUUGACAAUGAAGCGCGUGAACAAAAUCAAGUGGUGGAACAUCAAGGAAAGUAUAUUGAAGGAACUAAAAUUGGAGAAAGACUAUUUUGAAUCGUUGUAUACAAAGGACAAUAAUACUAGGUUUACAAAGAUUUUCAACCUUGGACGGAUGAAAAUAAACGAGCUUGAUAAAAGUGAAAUUAAUCAAAUGACAUACUUUCGAUGUCAAGCCCUAGUUUGGCACUCCUUUGGAACUUUGAACCAUAUCAAGUUACAGAAUGUAUCCGAAGUUUGUAACAACAAUAUUAUUGUACCUAGAGCAUUAUUCGACAGUAAACGAAUAGAGAUUUUCCAAUGUGAAAAAAUCUCAGACAUUUUAGUGAUAUAA
Saccharomyces kudriavzevii IFO 1802 is the source of this 1440-nucleotide messenger RNA. RefSeq names its product Ctf13p (gene CTF13). The record is from RefSeq and is a predicted model, not a curated record. The transcript has a single exon. Bases 1 to 1440 code for a protein of 479 amino acids. NCBI's taxonomy places the organism in Eukaryota, Fungi, Ascomycota, Saccharomycetes, Saccharomycetales, Saccharomycetaceae.